Caenorhabditis remanei is the source of this 960-nucleotide messenger RNA. RefSeq lists its product as uncharacterized. The record is from RefSeq and is a predicted model, not a curated record. The transcript is spliced from 5 exons. Bases 1 to 960 code for a protein of 319 amino acids. Gene Ontology annotation, biological process: polysaccharide biosynthetic process. Gene Ontology annotation, cellular component: membrane. NCBI's taxonomy places the organism in Eukaryota, Metazoa, Nematoda, Chromadorea, Rhabditida, Rhabditidae.
AUGCUUACAAAAGACGACGGGUUGAUAAUUUCCUUAUCCAUUUUUGCUCUCUGUCUAUUGCCCCACCAGUUCACAGUAUUGGCGCUCCGUCCUGCUGUUACCCUGGCCACAGUUUAUAUAAUUAAUUGUGAAUCUCAUGACAAUCUGAUUCUAUCAUCUAAACUUCUUGGAUACAUUGGAAAUAUUUCCUAUGUUGUGUAUCUUGUGCACUGGCCAGUAAUAGCUAUAUUCCCUCCGCUCUCCACUCAAAACUAUAUAUUUUUGAUAAUAUCCAUAUUUGUCUCCUCUAUCACAAUCCAUCACAUCUUUGAGCAGAAAUAUCUGAAACUCGAUUGGAAGGCACUGGUUCCAUUUGUUUUCAUAUUAGUUCUUGGUAACGUUUUCCUCCAAAACAGUAUCCGGGAGCAUAGUUUCUGGAAUGCAACAUACCCCACAGAUGUUCAAAGAAUUGUGUCAAUGAACAAAGCUCAACUCCCUAACUUUUGGGCAUUGGACCCACAAAUGAAGGAUUGUACCGAAGAGGUUCUAGAAGACUCGAUAGAACCAUCUAGAAAUUAUGGCUAUGGACAUUGUCAGCAAGGACAUGGAAACUUUUCAAUCAUGAUGCUCGGAAAUAGUUUUGUCUUGAAUUUUAUGAAUCCAAUCCGUGCUCAUUUCCACCAAAACUACUCUGACUUCCGAUACAUGUCGUUCUCCGGUGGAUACGCAAUUACAUCAGACUCCGGUGAAUCACGAAGCUCUAUGGUAGUUUUUAAAAAACAUGUUGAACAAUUCAAGCCGGAUGUUUUGUUUAUCAUUGUGAAACAUUCCUAUAACGUCCUGUUUCCAAUUCUGGAAAACGAUCAGAUCGUUCAAGAAAUGGAAGAAAAUAUCAAAAUCUAUGAGAAAUUUGUAAAGAAACUUUAUAUUAUAGAGAAGUAUGGGCUACAUUUAAUACACACAAGGAAAGGGGAGGGUUAG